This is a messenger RNA of Ilyonectria robusta, 1952 nucleotides long. RefSeq lists its product as uncharacterized. The transcript is spliced from 3 exons. The coding region runs from base 1 to 1899 and encodes 632 amino acids. NCBI's taxonomy places the organism in Eukaryota, Fungi, Ascomycota, Sordariomycetes, Hypocreales, Nectriaceae. The record is from RefSeq and is a predicted model, not a curated record. Gene Ontology annotation, molecular function: hydrolase activity, acting on carbon-nitrogen (but not peptide) bonds.
AUGGCCAUGGUCGUGUUGAGCUUCCAUUUUACUGGUAUUCGUUCCAGGGCUGGAACACUGUUAAAUCCCACUCUGACAAAGACGUUCCCGUCCGCCCCUCUCUGGGCUGACAUCACAUCUCAGCUGUAUUUCGGUAACCCCGGGUUCAAAGACUAUGAUAUGAGAGUACUAACUCAAGCUCGCAUGUUUCCAGUUGUCCAAGUUUUCACUUUUUUUCUUACUCCGAAUGAGACCUGCUUGAUACUAGGAUACAAUUCCGUCAAUACACUGGCAGGAGGAAAGAAAGAGUAUAGGUCUGUCUUUCUUGGAAUAAUAUCGCUCAAGGACAGACGCUGUCCCGAUACGUGUCACUACGUCAACAUCGAGAGCCGCCUUUCUGUCCAUCUCGCGACUAUGCGCCUUCUAUCCUCUCGUCGCUUGGCAGUUAGCCGGAGGACACUAUUAGUAUCAUCGGUAUUGAUGUUUUUGGGUCUCUUUAUGUACUUUCGCACCCCAGAUCCCGACGCUGAUACAGAUGUUGAUGGUGGCUGCAACAUCCUGUCAAAUGGCCAUUCUGGUCACAUCCUUCUCCGAGGUACGCUUUUGACGGCCGACGGCCCCGUCUUAAAUGGAUGCGUCUUAAUCCAAUCGGGGAAAAUCAUGCGCGUUGGCCACGAUCCUGCCACCUGCGAGCUUGAUCAGCAUGCGACGAUCAUCGAGUGCCGGGACUCCGUCAUAUCGCCUGGAUUUAUCAAUACGCAUGAGCACAUCGAAUACUCGACGGUGAACCCGCUUCACAGCACAGGCGAACUCUACAAUCAUCGCCACGACUGGAGAGUCGGCCUACGAGGACACGCGAUCCAGCCUGUUGAAGUCAACGGAAGCAUGUCGGAUGCUACCAAAUGGGGUGAAUUGAGGCACCUCUUCUCCGGGACUACUUCCAUUGUCGGCGGGCAUAUGGCCCCGGGUCUUGCUCGAAACCUUGACUUUGCCCAGGGAUUGGAAGAUGGUCUUGGUGAGACAGCAGAUACCUGGGCUGUCUUUCCCCUUGACGACGUCGAAGGUAUUAUUCGGUCUGGGGACUGUGAUUAUGGGCCAAAAGCGAUAGAUGGACAAAAAGCCGCGAAACUUCACCGAUACAUCGCACACGUUGCGGAAGGAGUCGAUGUCGAAGCCAGGAACGAAUUCCAGUGUCUAUCCGACGAGCGAUAUGACGUUGUACCUCUUCCAAAGGGUGGCGGUCUCAGCACUGAUAUCGUGUCACCCAACUUCGCUCUUGUUCAUGCCCUCGGGCUUUCAGAAACCGAUUUUGAUCUUGUGGCUGCGCGCAAGGCCAUGGUUGUUUGGUCUCCUCGGAGCAACAUAUUCCUCUACGGGAAAACCCUCGACGUUUCUUAUCUUCUAAAGGCCGGCAUCACAGUGGCCCUCGGUACGGAUUGGCUGCCAUCUGGAUCUGCGACAAUGGGAAGAGAAGCGGCUUGUGGCUUCUCGGCAACUAAGCUCAGUUUUGGCCAGGUUCUAGAUUCCAAGACGCUGUGGGAAAUGAUGACCAUCAAUGCCGCCAAGGUGGCUGGGUUUGAACACGAAUUAGGCUCGCUCGAGGUGGGAAAGUUGGCUGAUAUCGCCGUGUUCUCGGGCAAGAAGCUGAGUGAUCCCUUUGCGGCAGCAGUUUAUGGCCCGGAAGAAAACAUCCAGCUCGUCAUGAGGGGUGGAAAAAUACUCGUUGGUGGUAGUGGUCUUGAGGAGUUGAUGAACAAACAUUGCGAGUACGUUAUGUUCAGUGCAGUGCACAAAAUAGUUUGUGUCGGGGACGAGCUUGGGAUGAGCUUCUCAUCAUUCGAGGCUACGCUCGGUCGUGUAUAUCCAGCAGUCCUGCCUGGUAUCCCCCAUAACGAACCAUCCUGCGAGCCAUCUAGAUAGAUAGAGAUUAGAUAAUUUGUGUGAUACAUUGACUCCAAUAAACUAUCGUUUGU